AUGUUCAAAUCAAAGAUUGAUGACCUUGGAUUUCUGGAACUAUCACCGGGCAUUGAUCCUGUUGUCGAUAUUGUCGCUAUUCAUGGUCUAGAUGGUCACAGAGAAGAGACAUGGACAACAGACGACGGGAUCCUGUGGCUGCGGGAUCUCUUGCCUUCCAACUUGCCCAACGCCCGAAUCCUCAGCUAUGGCUACGACGCCGAUACUCAGAGUAAGGAAUGCGUAUCCACUCAGACAAUGCGUCGACAUGCCGAAGGACUGGCUCAAGCCCUUUCGAGGCAACGGACGCACGCACCUCGACGUCCUAUCAUCUUCGUUGCGCACAACUUAGGAGGCAUCAUCCUUAAAUGGGCCCUCGUGAUCUGUCACAACCAAAACCUGGAGUCAAAGGGCGAUCUACGAGACAUCUUGGUCUCCACACAUGCAAUCCUUUUCUUUGGGACCCCUCACUCUGGCCUCGAGGGCACAACGCUCAUGACAGCGAUCAGCCGCUUCGCGUCAAUGUAUACGAAAACGACGAAUGUUCUCCUCAAGGAUCUUGAGAAUCACUCGUCUGAACUCGAGACCGUCCAGAGUCUGUAUGUCGCUGCGAGCGAGAAGAUCAACAGUAUAUUCUUUAAUGUUCCUCAUCACGCUGCCGUCAUCGCUGGUGAUCGGAACGCGACGAAAAUCGUCCUGCAUGCUAACCAUGAAGCCCUGGUCAGGUUCCAUGCGGCAGAUAGCGAGAACUAUCGCACUGUUCUCCACUAUCUCAAGGACUUUUUUGACGGUGCGGCUACCGCUGUCAUGGAGAAGUGGGUUAUAGAGGACAAUUGUCGAAGCGCGGCGAAGGCAGAGUCUGUCGCCCAAGAGGUCGUGCAGCCAAAGUCCUUGCCACCAGUGUCGAUAAGCUACGUCGAGCGGCCAGUGCUCCAGUCUCUCAUCACACAAAAGCUGCUUCCAGGCAGUGAUGUGCGCCACCAACGACGAUGUGUUCUACACGGACUCGGAGGGGCUGGGAAAACUCAGCUUGCGACGAUGUGGAUUCGGGAGAAUCAUACCAGUUUCAGUCGGGUAAUUUUCGUCGAUGCAUCUGAUGAAAUCCGACUGAAAGCGGAUUUGGAGCAAUCGAUUCGCUCAUUGGGUUCCGAAUACGGCAAGAUGUCAUGGAAGGAUGCAGUAUCCCACCUCGAUGGCAACGAAAAGGGAUGGUUACUAUAUAUCGACAACGCAGACUUACCCGACCUCAACCUUGACCCAUAUCUACCCUGUUCUCCUCACGGAUCGAUCAUCAUCACAACGAGAAAUGAAGAUGUCGCAGGUCACGCUCCUAAUGGAGCGAUUUCUGUUGGUAAACUUGAGGAAGACGAGGCAGUGGAGCUCCUUCAUACAACUGCCAACAUGAAACCUACAUUUAGCACCCAAUCUGUCGAGAUUGUAAAGGAGCUAGGAAUGUUGGCGCUGGCGAUCACGCAGGCGGGAGCAUACAUCCGCCGUACACGCCGGCUGGACUCGUACCUCUCCACAUUCCGCAAGCAUAGGAUGCAACUGAUGCGCAAGGAGCCAGGAACAGGAAUACACUACAAAUCAUCGACAUACAGCGCGUUCGACCUGUCCUUUCGCCGCCUACCGACGAAGACUCAGGAAUUCAUGAAGUUAUGCGCUUUUCUUCACCACUCAAUGAUACCAUCUAAACUAUUCGAGCAAUCAAUUGCAUCAGGAUUCGCUACACAGAUCGUUCGGGAGAGUCUCCCUCCUCCGGAGAACGAUAAAGCCUUUAUUUCACAAUUGGCGGAGAUAUUCGGGUUAGAAUGGGAUGAGAUUACAUUCCAGGAAACCAUAGACGCGGCAUCCCGCGCGUCGUUGAUCAGCGUUUCGACCGAUGGCUUAUCCUACACCGUCCAUCCCCUUCUUCAGACUUAUAUCAAGGAUGGGCUCAAUGAGGAGGAGAACCAUACAUAUAUGCGAAUGACGUCACAAUUCCUGCUCGGUGCAAUGAAAAGCGGCAAGUUGCAACUUUGGCAACUACUACCGCAUAUCAAUAGCAUCCCUCGAUCUGUUCAGUCGGAGGAUAUCUCCCACGCAUUGGCCUUCCACGACUUCUAUCGGUCUUUAACAGAUUGGGCGGCAUGUCGAGAGCUACUGGAGCCGGCACUUUCCAAGGUUGUGGCUACUCGAGGCCAAAGAGAUGCAGAUUCGCUAUGGCUGACCCAAAUUCUCGCUCGGACACUAUGCAGGCUUGGUCAAUUGGAGAUGGCGGAAAGAAUGCAGCGAGAAAUACUUGAUUUGUUGGUCGAAACUUUCGGAAGGGGUCACCUUGACACGAUCUGGGGAAUGGAAAGCCUCGCAACUACACUGUAUGAGUGUGGCCAAUUGGAGGAGGCGGAGAAGAUGCAACGAGAGGCACUCUCGUUGCGAGUAGGAAUCCUCGGAGGACGGCACCUUGACACGCUUCAGACAAUGGACAGUCUCGCAAGCACAUUGUAUACACGUGGACAAUUGGAGGAGGCGGAGAAGAUAGAGAGAGAGGUUCUGGCUCUGCGGCUCGAGAUACUGGGGCGAAAGCAUCCAAGCACCAUGGAGAUACUUUUUAACCUCGCAGCCACAUUGUUUAGGCGUGGUCAGUUGGAGGAGGCGGAGGAGAUAGAGCGAGAGAUAGUCUCUCUGUCACUUGAAAUCUUUGGAAAACGGCAUCCAGAGGCAAUUGAUUCGAAGGAAACUCUUGCACUCACGCUGGAGAGUCGGGGUCAGCUGGAGGAAGCGGAGAAGAUACAGCGAGAGGUGCUCGCUCUGCGGCUCGAGGUCGUCGGCGAGCGGCAUCUGGAUACAGUCAAGGCAAUGAAUAACCUCGCAAUCACUCUGUAUGAGCGUGGUCAGCUGGAGGAAGCGGAGAAGAUACAGCGAGAGGUGCUCGCUCUGCGGCUCGAGGUCGUCGGCGAGCGGCAUCUGGAUACAAUCUGGGCAAUGAGCAGUCUCGCACUUACUCUGGGUGAGCAUGGUCAGCUGGAGGAAGCGGAGAAGAUAGAGCGAGAGGUGCUCGCUCUGCGGCUCGAGGUCGUCGGCGAGCGGCAUCUGGAUACAAUCUGGGCAAUGAAUAACCUCGCAAGCACUCUGUAUGAGCGCGGCCAGCUGGAGGAAGCGGAGAAGAUACAGCGAGAGGUGCUCGCUCUGCGGCUCGAAGUCGUCGGCGAGCGGCAUCUGGAUACAAUCAUGGCAAUGAGCAACCUCGCACUUACUCUGGGUGAGCGUGGUCAGCUGGAGGAAGCGGAGAAGAUACAGCGAGAGGUGCUCGCUCUGCGGCUCGAGGUCGUCGGCGAGCGGCAUCUGGAUACAAUCUGGGCAAUGAACAACCUCGCAAUCACUCUGGGUGAGCGUGGUCAGCUGAAGGAAGCGGAGAAAAUACAGCGAGAGGUGCUCGCUCUGCGGCUCGAGGUCGUCGGCGAGCGGCAUCUGGAUACAAUCUGGGCAAUGAGCAGCCUCGCAGGCACUCUGGGUGAGCGUGGUCAGUUGGAGGAAGCGGAGAGAAUACAACGAGAGGUGCUCGCUCUGCGGCUCAAGGUCGUCGGCGAGCGGCAUCUGGAUACAAUCAAGGCAAUGAGCAACCUCGCACAUACUCUGGGUGAGCGUGGUCAGCUGGAGGAAGCGGAGAAGAUAGAGCGCGAGGUACUCGCUCUGCGGCUCGAGAUCUUCGGACGUCAACAUCCAGAUACACUCUCAGCUAUGAGCAGCCUCGCAUGUACUCUCUUUGAUUGUGGUCAAUUGGACGAAGCGGAGAAGAUGGAGCAAGAGGUGCUCGCUCUACGACUCGAUAUCCUUGGAAGACGACACCCAGACUCGAUUAGGGCAAUGCACAACCGUGCCUUUACCUUGUAUACUCGUGGCCAGUUUGAAGACGUCAUACAGCUUGUUCGACCCACCAUGGAUCUGCAAGAUCAGAUCCUUGACAAAGAUCAUCCCGGCAUUUCUAAGUUGGAGAAACUUUAUAUGGACGCUUUGUCAAUGCAAUCUCAGAACUGUUCAUAG
Molecule: messenger RNA, 4002 nt
Organism: Serendipita indica DSM 11827
Lineage: Eukaryota; Fungi; Basidiomycota; Agaricomycetes; Sebacinales; Serendipitaceae
Source: the annotation of a GenBank genome assembly